UUUGUGUUUGUAAAAGGACGCCGUGUUUAAUUCGUGUUCCGCGUCUUCUUUAAUAAGAAAUUCUAAUAUAAUAAAAAAAGAUUAAUAAUUAUCAACUACUCCAAUACUCUUUGCUAUUAAAUAAUCAUAAUUGAUAGUGUUUUAACUUUGACUUUCAGUCAUUUUUUAACAUUUAUCGUGAGUGUACGCCUGUGUAAGGAAGAAGAAAAAACAGCGGUUAAAGUGUUGAAAAAAAUUAUCCGUGUGUUCUCUAUACUACAAACCAAAAAUCAGACACAAGUCUCUGCUUGAUAAAAGAAAAAAUAUAUAAAAUAAAAAAAAAUUAAUAAUUUUUAAAAAUUAUUAAAAUAAAAAUUCUAAAAAAAUAAAAACGAAUUUUUACUCAUUUACCAAAAUAUAAAAAAGUGUGUGGAUUUAUCCCGAAAAAAAAAUUAAAAAUAAAUUUUUACAAAAAGGAAUAAAAUAAAAAAUAAUUAAAAAUGGCAGCAGAAACCGAAACUAAGCCCGUCGUCACCGAGGAAGAAAAGAAGGAAGAGCCGGCCAAGGAAGUUGCCGAAGCUCCCGCCGAAAAGAAGGAAGUCACCGAGGAGGCAGCCAAGUCCGAAAAUCAUACGGAGGCACAAGCGGCGCCAGCUGAGGCCAAGAAGCCCGCUGAGCCCAAGCCCAAUGUGCACAAAUUGGACUUUGAGAAAGACACCGUCUACUUGUACCAAUUCUCGCGUACUCCCUUGCUCCCAUCUCUCUCGCCCUACUGCUUGAAAGUCGAGACAUGGUUGCGUCUUGCUGGACUGAAAUACGAGAAUGUUGAUCACAAGACCAAAUUCCGCUCCAAGAAGGGACAAUUGCCAUUCGUUGAGCUCAAUGGUGAGGAAAUUGCCGAUUCUGCUCUCAUCCUCAAGGAGUUGAGCAAGCGCUUCGAGAAGGACUUGGAUGCCGGUUUGACGCCCGAGCAAAAGACAGUGGCGCACGCAACAGUCUCCAUGAUUGAGAAUCACUUGAUCUGGGUCGAGGCAUGGUGGAGAGCCAAGAAUCCCGAUUUGAUGAUCAAGGGAUACAAAGUCAACUUGCAACACGCUUUGGGAACUCGUUUGCCCAACGGUAUCUUGAACUUCAUUUUCAAGUUCCACUAUGGUCGCAAGCUCUCAAAGAAGGUCAAGGCUCAAGGUAUCGGUGUCCACUCUGCCGAGGAAAUCGAGAAAUUCGGCGAAGAAGAUUUGAAAGUGUUGUCUGACUUGUUGGCUGACAAACCAUUCUUCUUCGGUGAUGAACCAACAACCCUCGAUUGCGUUGCUUUCUCAGUAUUGGCUCAACUCCACUUCUUGGCUGAAGAUGUCAAAUACCCACUCAGAGAUUACCUCACUGAAAACUGCCAAAACUUGAUCGGAUUCGUUUCGAGAUUAAAGGAACGCUGCUACCCAGACUGGGAUGAAAUCUGCACAAAAUUAGACUUGAAUGCACAUUUACCAAAACCAGAGCCAGAACAAAAGGAAAACAAGGAAGGCGAUGACAAGGAAAAAACCGCUGAACAAGAUAAGAAUGACAAGAAUGAAGAACUAGAAAAGGAUAAGGAUAAGUCCGACGAGAAAACUGAGAAAACAGAAAACAAAGAUAAAGAAGAAGCCAAGUAAAAAGUUUACACACGCAUACUUUCCAACAUAAGUAUAAAAUAGAACAAACACGAUGAUAAAUUAGUUUUGACAUACAUAAGCAAGAUAAAAAUAAUAGGAAUACGAAAAAAAAGUAUAAUACAAAACAAAACAACAACAAUAUUAAUAAUAAUAUAUAAAUAAUAAUUGAACAACAAAAAAAAACAUCAAAAAAAAAUCAUCAAUCAUUUAAAUGUAAAAUUUUUAUUAUAUGUAAUAACUUUAUUUUCUGUUUUAAUUAAUUUAAAAGCUAAGAAGGAAAAGAAAAAAUUAUUAAUAUUAAUAAAAAAAAAACGAUUUAUUUAGAAUUUA
Messenger RNA from Culicoides brevitarsis, 1958 nucleotides. It is a transcript of the gene fax, whose product is annotated as failed axon connections. The coding region runs from base 480 to 1628 and encodes 382 amino acids. The transcript has 6 exons. Gene Ontology annotation, cellular component: cytoplasm. Lineage: Eukaryota; Metazoa; Arthropoda; Insecta; Diptera; Ceratopogonidae. The record is from RefSeq and is a predicted model, not a curated record.